Molecule: messenger RNA, 2181 nt
Organism: Symbiodinium sp. CCMP2592
Lineage: Eukaryota; Dinophyceae; Suessiales; Symbiodiniaceae
Source: the annotation of a GenBank genome assembly
AUGGCCACGGAUGACUCGAGGGGGUCCGCCCUUUCCAAGCACUUGGCGGCCACGACCCUUCUGGGGUAUGGCAUUUUUGGGGCUGUUCAGGUUAUCUACCGCUUGAUAUGGGGUUGGAGGGCAUCCUCUCGAAUGAAAGGCCUUAUGAAAGACACGCCGGCUACGAAGGGGCCCGGCCACGAUGCACCUGCUGGCUGGCUGAAGGACCUAAUAGCCAAUCGCGACCGUAUUCACGACUGGCGUCUUGACAUUUCUCAGGGGCAACCUGUUUCCAAGAACCUGGGCUUCAGCUGGCACCCUGGGAUGAACAUGUUGAUCGUGAACGAUGCAGAGGUCGUGCGCCACAUUUUGAAGGACGAGUUCAACAAGUACACGAAGUCAGAGUUGAGGUAUGAUCCGUUCUUCUUCUACAUCCAGGAUUUCCUGGGCGAUGGCAUUUUCGUGGUGAAGCAUGGGGUAGGUUCCGAAGAUCGCGGGCAAGACUGGGGUAACAUGCGCAAGGUCUCUUCUCAGAUCUUCAGCCGGAAGAAUUUCAACUCCCUGAUGAACGAAGUUUUCAUAGAGAAGGCAGAAGUCUUGCGUCGUUUUCUGCAGAGAUCUCGAGAUGAAAAGAAGCAGGUGGACUUGCAGUCGUCCUUCUUCAACUUCACGCUCGACAGCAUCAUGCGCAUCUUCUUUGGUGAAGAGUCCAACACGGCGGUUGGUGUUCCGAACGUGUAUGGUAAGGCCUUCGACACGGCACAGGCGAACAUGCGGAAUCAUGCUGUAGAGUCUAUUGCGCCCUACCUCUUGUUCAGCACGUUCUUACCGUGGCCUUUUGGUGGCCAACAUGGAGGAUUAGCUCGUUGGCUUUGGGACCGUCUAUCCCGGAAGCACCGGGCAAUGAAGUCAGCAUGCCGAGUUCUCGAUCGGGAGGCCAAUCGUUUGGUGAAGAAGUGCCAUGAUGAUCCACAGCUUCCUGAGCGACGAGAUUUGCUGGCACUCUUUAUUCAGGCGGGUUUCAGCGCGGAUUUUGUGAAGCAGAUGGUCUUGCAUUUGAUCAUUGCUGGCAGAGACACCACGGCCUGCUUACUGUCAUGGACCUUCUACGAACUCACCCGGAACCAGGAUGUUCAGUCUCGGCUUCAUGAGGAGAUCAUGCAGAAGCUGCCACCAGGCACAAAAUUGGACAUGAAGAGCCUCUCCGCCAGUGAAAUGCCUUACCUGAACGGCGUGAUCUACGAAGCUCUUCGGCUGUGGCCUCCGGUUCCCUUCGAUGUGAAGAUGGCGUUUGAAGACGACGUCCUGCCCGGUGGCUGGAAAGUGCCAGCUUUUACACAGGUGGGUUACUGCCCCUACAACAUGGGCCGGGAUCCCAAAAGAUAUCCCGAACCAGAGGCUCUUCGACCAGAACGAUGGAUCCCCUUUACAGCGCCGUCGCCACACGAAUUCCCUGUCUUCCAAGCAGGACCAAGGGUUUGCCUGGGCAUGGACAUGGCCCUUUUUGAGGCAAAGAUUGCUACAGUGGAGUUGCUUCGUCACUGCCGCUUCGAGAUGGUAGCGGGACAGAAUGUCACGUAUGGCGACAAGAUUACCUUGGACAUCAAGAGCAACGGCAAGGAGGAGUUCCUUGUACAUGUCCGGGACUGGCUCAUGACAGGAUCGGACGGCUGGACCAGCAGCGAGCAAUCCGUUUGGCAGUCUCCUGUUGGCCUCCAACUCGUUGUCGAGUGCCUCCUCCGCGAACCUCCCUUUGCCGACUAUGUGUCGAAGAUGGCCCCACUGCCGCACCUCAACGCCGUCGGGAACUGUGGUUUUCUCCAGCCGAAUGGCGGUUUCAUCCCUUCUGCGCACAUUCACGACGAUCCUCGUGAUCCAGAUGUUUACCAGACGUACCAGCGUCGGACGAGGCGAUUCAUGGCCCUCAUUGAGGACUCUGGCUAUUGCACGCUGUUCCUCUACACUCUGAGGCUGCGGGACCUCUCCCAGCCGAAGCACUUCGUAAACAUUGCCCGCCGACUACCCGAGGAGGUGGCGCGAUUCAGCUCACUGCUGGAGAAGCGGUGGCCUAACUUUCGCUGGCGCCUCCUGGUUACUGUCCUCGGCGAGCUUCCAGAGACUCCAGGGCGUUCCGCCGAAAGCCCAAGAAGCGCUACAGGCGUGCAUCCAAAGAAUGCGGAGUGUCAACGACAGCAGCACUGA